Messenger RNA from Ricinus communis (castor bean), 1615 nucleotides. RefSeq names its product GDSL esterase/lipase EXL3-like. The record is from RefSeq and is a predicted model, not a curated record. Gene Ontology annotation, cellular component: extracellular region. The transcript has 5 exons. NCBI's taxonomy places the organism in Eukaryota, Viridiplantae, Streptophyta, Magnoliopsida, Malpighiales, Euphorbiaceae. Gene Ontology annotation, molecular function: lipase activity. Bases 127 to 1242 code for a protein of 371 amino acids. Gene Ontology annotation, biological process: lipid metabolic process.
CUUUCUACUGAAAUAAUAACUCAUCCACGUCCAGUAUUUUUGUGAAUAUAAGACGCAAUUGAGGGAGCUUUCUGAAAGGAAAUAAACGAAACAUUUGGUUGGCCCCAAAAGAGAAUAUAUGAAAAGAUGCAGUUUCGUUCAUUUACUCAUUGUUGUUUUUGUUCUUCUUCUUCAAGCUUAAGUAUAUGGUUGUUUGUGAUGUCAAAUAUUAUUGUAUGGAUCAGCAGUACAACAGCUUUGAUAAAGCUGCCGGAAAAUGUGGCAGUUCCAGCACUUAUAGUAUUUGGAGAUUCCAUAGUUGAUGCAGGGAAUAACAACAAUAUUAAAACUCUUAUCAAGUGCAACUUUCGUCCUUACGGACUUGAUUUCUAUGGUGGAAUUCCUACUGGCAGAUUUUGCAAUGGAAAAAUUCCUUCUGAUAUUAUAGCGGGAGAACUGGGAAUCAAGGACAUUCUGCCAGGUUAUUUGGAUCCCACAUUACAGCCUCAAGAUCUCAUAACCGGAGUAACCUUUGCUUCAGGUGGUUGUGGGUACGAUCCUUUGACGCCCAAAUUAGUGUCAGUUAUAUCAUUAGCCGAUCAAUUGAAUCAGUUCAAAGAGUACAUAGGGAAGGUGAAAGCUAUAGUUGGAGAAGAACAAACGAACUUCAUCAUAGCCAACAGUCUGUUUCUUGUAGUGGCAGGCAGUGAUGACAUUGCCAAUACCUAUUUUAUUUUAGGUGCUAGAAAAUUGCAAUAUGAUGUUCCUGCUUACACUGAUCUUAUGGCUGAUUCAGCUUCUAGUUUCGCUCAGGAUCUAUAUGAUUUGGGGGCAAGAAGGAUUGGAGUUUUUGGUGCACCACCAAUUGGAUGUGUACCGUCACAAAGAACGAUAGCAGGGGGAAUUCAAAGGGAAUGUGCAGAAAACUACAAUGAAGCAGCAAUCUUAUUUAACUCCAAAUUGUCUAACAAGUUGGAUUCUCUCGGUAGCAGCCUGCCUAACAGCAGAAUCGUUUAUGUGGAUGUCUAUAAUCCUCUCCUCAAUCUCAUCCAAAACCCUAAACAAUAUGGUUUUGAAGUUGUAAAUAAAGGAUGCUGUGGGACAGGAGCUCUCGAGGUUGCUAUACUGUGCAACAAAGUGACACCAGUCACUUGUGAUAAUGUUUCUGAUCACAUAUUCUGGGAUAGCUAUCAUCCUACAGAAAGAGCUUAUGAGAUACUUAUAUCACAAGUCCUCGCUAAGUAUGUUGGAAAGUUCUUCUGAGGCAGUCUUAGCUUGGGGUUGUCACUCUUAUUAGUUUUUUUUUUUUAAUCCCAAUCUUCGCGAAUAAUAUAUUGUUUGACAAAACUAGACUGGCAGGGACUUCCAAAUCAUAAUGCUAAAGACUGGCAGUUUCAGUUAACAUUAAUGCAAAAUGGUUAAGAAAAUAUUCAGACAAAAUGGUGCAAAGUGGGCAAAUUUUAAACUGGAGUUAGCUCAUAAAGCUAUUGCAUCUAAAGGGGCGAGUUAAUUAGGCACGUUACGCUUCCUUCUUAAGAUAAAAUAUUUUGUUCUUUAUUGGACUGUAUGUUAGUUAACAAAGAAUGUAUCAAAUUUUAUUCAGGUAUUUAAGAACCGAAAACGCUUUUUCCGUCAA